Molecule: messenger RNA, 900 nt
Organism: Nerophis lumbriciformis (worm pipefish)
Lineage: Eukaryota; Metazoa; Chordata; Actinopteri; Syngnathiformes; Syngnathidae
Source: RefSeq, a predicted model, not a curated record
AUGGCAGAUUUAACCACGCUUGAAAGCCUUUUGGAGAUGGGCUUCGACCGGAACAGAGCGGAAAGGGCCGUGGCCAGCACCGGGAACCAGGGGAUCGAACAAGCCAUGGACUGGUUAAUGGAGCAUGAGAAUGACCCAGACAUUGAUGAGCCGUAUAAGCCUCCUGUUCUGGCAGAAACGGACGAUGACCAGGCCGGCACGCAAGCGUCUACGCCGGGAGACACAGCUGGAGUUGCAAGCAAAGAAGUCAGCCAGCAUGGAGAUGCCGAGAAAAAGCCCAUGACAGAAGAGGAGAAACAACAGCAAGUCAAAAGGCUAGAGGAGCUGAUGCGGCUGAAGCAGGCAGAGAGGAGAGAGCGGGAGCGUGCAGAGGAGCUGGAGAAGGAAAAACAGAGGAGGAAGCAGGGCCAGGAGCUGCAGCAGAUUCGCAGUAAGCUGCAAGAUGACGACAUGAAGAAGCUGGCUGAGCUGCGAAAGAGAGAGAAGAUGGAGGAUAAGUUGGCCAGGCAACGGGUUAAAGAAAAGAUUGCACGAGACAGGGAGGAGAGAGCAAAAAAGUUCGGAGGCGGAGGAACUUCGAGCACAAGUACUACUCCAGUCCAGCCUGGUCCGCUGUCACCCACCAGUCAGGGACCGCCCCCCACUAAGAAAGAGUACGACGAGUCCAGGAUACAGGUGCGUCUACUUGAUGGCUCCACUCUCACGGCUGUGUUCAAGGCCCAGGAGCCUCUGGCCGCAGUACGCGUCUACGUGCAGGUGAACGGCAACACGCCAGAGGGUCAGGACUUUACAUUGCUGUCUCCUUACCCCCGUCACGUCUACACCGAUCUGGAUAUGGAAAAGCCUCUCAAAGAGCUAGGGUUGGUGCCUUCAGCUGUGCUGGUUGUUACCAAAAAGUGA